GACGCUAGCUUGUGUGCCGUGGUACAGAUUCAGAAUAAACCUCUACCAUAUAGACAGCAGAGAGGUUGUCCGCAUUGACAAUAAACGCCACAGCGGUACAUUGAGGUCGUGUCGGUCAAUAGGAGAGUUUUGAUGAGACAGCUAUACAUAGAGCAAGCUAAUUAAUAGGGUAAACAAUAAAAUACAAUUAUUGUGUCUUGUCAGGUCUUGGAGGACGACUCGGAACUAGCUAGCUAGCCAGUGCUAGCUAACAUAUUUAGACGCUAACUGAACCCCGGUGCUAAACCGAAAGUGUAAAUUAACGUUAGCUAGUCUAUUAGCUAGAUUAAACGGAGAGGAACGUUUUGCGUAAAUUACACAACAAAGUAAACGGCUUUGGAAAGUAAACAAAAAGGUUUCAUAGAAUCGUUGAGUGUUUUUCAGUUAGUAGCUAGUUAACUUAAACGUAAGUCUUUCGCAGGUAGGUGACGUUGAAGAGCGGCGAUGGACUUCGUUGCAGGAUGCAUCGGAGGUGCUGCUGGAGUCUUGGUUGGACACCCAUUUGACACAGUUAAGGUGAGACUGCAGGUCCAGAGCGUUGAUAAGCCUCUGUACCGUGGGACCUUUCACUGUUUCCAGUCCAUCAUACGGCAGGAGACGGUAUUUGGUUUGUACAAAGGCAUCGGAUCCCCCAUGAUGGGCCUUACAUUCAUCAAUGCUAUAGUGUUUGGUGUUCAGGGUAACACCAUGCGGAUGCUGGCACAGGACACCCCCAUGAACCAGUUCCUUGCUGGUGCGGCAGCAGGGGCCAUCCAGUGUGUCAUCUGCUGCCCCAUGGAGCUGGCUAAAACCCGCAUGCAAAUGCAGGGUACUGGGGAGAAAAAGUCUUCUAGGAAGUUGUACAAGAACUCCCUGGACUGCUUGGCACGCAUCUACAAUCGGGAGGGUCUGCGGGGUGUAAACCGAGGCAUGGUCACAACAUUAAUCCGCGAGACACCUGGCUUUGGAGUGUAUUUCCUGGCCUAUGAUGUGAUGACGCGCAGCCUUGGCUGUGAGCCGGAUGACCGCUACAUGAUCCCCAAGCUGCUGUUUGCAGGGGGCAUGGCUGGCAUUGCCUCCUGGCUUUCCACCUACCCUGUGGAUGUGAUCAAGUCGCGGCUGCAGGCAGACGGGGUGGGUGGAGUCAACCAGUACAGCGGCAUUGCUGACUGUGUGCGACAGAGUAUCAGGAGAGAGGGCUACAUGGUGUUCACACGAGGCCUCACCUCCACGCUGCUGCGGGCGUUCCCUGUGAACGCCACUACCUUUGCUACCGUCACCCUUAUCCUCAUGUACGCCCGGGGGGUGGAGGAGGGACCUAAAGACUGUGAGCAGGCUCAGCCAGGCCACCACACACAGAUGCAGCAGCAGGCCCAACCCUCCAGCCUGUGACAGCAGAGGUCUCAACCUGAGCACUUUACAGGAGCAUGGAUUACAGAAACAUACAAACCCUUUAUAAAUGUGUGACUCAGUCUCACAUCAGACCAGCCAUUCUUUUUUGAGAAAAAAACAUGGUUUAUAUAAACACGUUUUUACUUUCAUGUCAAAAAGGAAACAAAGAAAAAACUAUAUUUAUUUAAGUUUUAGGUUUGCGACUGAAGAUGCAGACUUGUACAAGGGGAUGGUGUUACCUAAGAUAAGAUGGGGAAAAUGGAGCUAUAAGAUUCAUGGACAUUUUUAACAGAGAUUUUAUCUGGGAGAAUCAUCUUGUGUGACACAGAUUAUGAAUUGUUGCCAAGCCACAAAAUUAAGGGUGUGGCUACGUGGUGUGUACAGUUUAGACACUGAAGGUUGAUGGCUAGCUUGAAAUGUGCAGUGUUUUCACUGCACCUGUGUAUAUCAUUGGUUUAAGUUCUUUUUUUAAAUGUAAAUAGGAGACAUUUUCCUGCCUUAUAAUAUGAAAAUUUUUAUUUUGUUUAAGGAAGCUGAAGCACCUGUUUGUAGCUGAACUGUAUCCUCUGAAGAGCAAAGAGAGCGAUGGAAUGUAGCAUUUGAUAAGUACAAAGAAAUGAUCACUUGUUUCUGUUUUCUAACCAAAUAACAUGCUGCAGCUAUAAUCUAAUCCUAACUAACGCACUAUUACUCCGUACAGCACAUGUCAGUACAGAAAUCCACUGGUUUAAAGGGCUCUUCAGGGUCUGAAUGUAAAGUGGGUCUGCGUGUGAAUCAGGAUGGUAGCUGGUGUUAUGUCUUGUUUGGUUGUCUGUUUAGCAUGUUGUGUUUUUUGUUUUUUUUUACCAAAAUAAUGUGAAGUGAUAUCAUUGUAACUUUACUACUGUAAUAAAGGCCUGAUCCAGAAGUGGAACAUGGCGCUACAUGUGGGCGCACCACACUUCCACUAUUUUACUUUUUAUUGUCAAUUUUAGUUAUUAUGUUUGUUUUU
Messenger RNA from Etheostoma spectabile (orangethroat darter), 2401 nucleotides. RefSeq names its product solute carrier family 25 member 29 (gene slc25a29). Gene Ontology annotation, cellular component: mitochondrion. The record is from RefSeq and is a predicted model, not a curated record. The coding region runs from base 484 to 1410 and encodes 308 amino acids. Gene Ontology annotation, molecular function: high-affinity L-arginine transmembrane transporter activity. The transcript has 4 exons. Gene Ontology annotation, biological process: mitochondrial L-ornithine transmembrane transport. NCBI's taxonomy places the organism in Eukaryota, Metazoa, Chordata, Actinopteri, Perciformes, Percidae.